CUGACCGAUAGAGGCCGGUAGAGGACUGUGGAGAAGGAAAGUUUAUAACCAGCAGCACCAGGAUGGACUUCCCUGCUACCCAACCAAAACCUGCUGCCGACGGGAAAAUCAUCUACUAUCCUCCUGGAGUGAAGGAGAUUACAGACAAAAUUACCAACGAUGAAGUAGUUAAACGGUUAAAGAUGGUCGUAAAAACUUUCAUGGAUAUGGACCAGGACUCGGAGGAUGAGAAGCAGCAGUAUCUCCCAUUAGCCUUGCACCUUGCAUCUGAAUUCUUCCUCAGGAAUCCUAAUAAAGAUGUGCGCCUCCUUGUAGCAUGUUGCUUGGCUGAUAUCUUUCGUAUCUAUGCUCCUGAAGCUCCAUAUACUUCCCAUGACAAACUUAAGGACAUAUUCUUGUUUAUUACAAGACAAUUAAAAGGCUUGGAGGACACGAAGAGCCCUCAAUUUAACAGAUACUUUUACUUGUUAGAGAAUUUAGCUUGGGUUAAAUCUUACAACAUCUGCUUUGAGUUGGAAGAUUGCAAUGAAAUUUUUAUUCAGCUUUUUAGGACUCUUUUUUCAGUUAUCAAUAAUAGCCACAACCAGAAGGUACAAAUGCAUAUGCUGGAUUUGAUGAGUUCUAUCAUCAUGGAAGGCGAUGGAGUAACUCAGGAGCUGCUGGACUCCAUUUUGAUUAACCUCAUUCCUGCACACAAGAACCUUAAUAAACAAGCAUUUGAUCUUGCAAAAGUCCUGUUGAAAAGGACCGUCCAGACCAUUGAACCAUGUAUUGCCAAUUUUUUUAACCAGGUUCUGGUACUGGGAAAAUCUUCAGUAAGUGACUUAUCAGAACAUGUGUUUGACUUGAUACAAGAGCUUUUUGCAAUAGAUCCUCACUUACUGCUGUCUGUCAUGCCACAGCUUGAAUUCAAGCUGAAGAGCAAUGAUGGAGAAGAACGUUUGGCUGUUGUUCGACUUCUGGCUAAACUCUUUGGCUCCAAAGAUUCUGAUCUGGCCACACAAAAUCGUCCUCUUUGGCAGUGUUUUCUUGGGCGGUUCAAUGAUAUCCAUGUCCCUGUGAGAUUAGAGAGUGUGAAAUUCGCCAGUCAUUGUUUAAUGAACCAUCCAGACCUAGCAAAAGACCUCACUGAAUAUUUGAAGGUUAGAUCACACGACCCAGAAGAAGCCAUUCGACAUGAUGUUAUUGUUACGAUUAUCACUGCGGGCAAGAGAGAUCUCUCCUUAGUCAAUGACCAGCUGCUUGGCUUUGUAAGGGAAAGGACGCUAGACAAACGGUGGCGAGUAAGAAAAGAAGCUAUGAUGGGUCUUGCCCAGCUCUACAAGAAAUACUGUCUUCAUGCCGAGGCUGGAAAAGAUGCUGCAGAGAAAGUGAGCUGGAUAAAGGAUAAACUUUUGCACAUAUAUUAUCAAAAUAGCAUUGAUGACAAGUUACUGGUUGAGAAAAUCUUUGCUCAGUAUCUUGUUCCACACAAUUUGGAAACAGAAGAGCGAAUGAAGUGCUUGUACUAUUUGUAUGCUAGCUUGGAUCCAAAUGCUGUUAAAGCACUGAAUGAGAUGUGGAAGUGCCAGAACAUGCUGAGGAGUCACGUACGAGAAUUACUAGACUUGCAUAAGCAGCCCACUUCAGAAGCAAACAGUGCUGCCAUGUUUGGAAAGCUGAUGACCAUAGCAAAAAACCUUCCAGAUCCUGGCAAAGCACAAGAUUUUGUGAAGAAAUUCAAUCAAGUUCUGGGUGAUGAUGAGAAACUUCGGUCCCAGCUUGAACUGUUAAUUAGCCCUACAUGUUCUUGUAAACAGGCAGAUGUCUGUGUGAGAGAGAUAGCCCGGAAGCUUGCAAAUCCGAAGCAGCCAACAAAUCCUUUUCUGGAAAUGGUCAAAUUUCUUUUGGAAAGAAUUGCCCCUGUACAUAUUGACUCAGAAGCCAUUAGUGCACUAGUAAAACUUAUGAAUAAAUCCAUAGAGGGGACAGCUGAUGAUGAAGAGGAGGGUGUAAGUCCUGAUACUGCUAUUCGUGCAGGACUUGAACUUCUCAAGGUUCUGUCCUUUACACAUCCUACCUCGUUCCACUCUGCAGAAACCUAUGAGUCUCUGCUACAGUGCCUCAGGAUGGAAGAUGAUAAAGUAGCUGAGGCAGCCAUACAGAUUUUCAGAAACACGGGUCACAAAAUAGAAACAGACUUGCCACAGAUAAGAUCAACACUAAUUCCGAUUUUGCAUCAGAAAGCAAAAAGAGGCACUCCUCAUCAGGCAAAACAAGCUGUUCACUGUAUACAUGCCAUAUUUUCAAAUAAAGAAGUGCAGCUUGCACAGAUAUUUGAGCCUCUUAGUAGAAGUUUGAAUGCCGAUGUACCAGAACAACUUAUAACUCCGUUAGUCUCAUUGGGUCAUAUUUCUAUGUUGGCUCCAGAUCAGUUUGCUUCUCCAAUGAAAUCUGUUGUUGCAAAUUUCAUUGUGAAAGACCUCUUAAUGAAUGACAGGUCAACAGGUGAGAAAAACGGAAAGUUGUGGUCUCCAGAUGAAGAAGUUUCUCCAGAAGUACUAGCAAAGGUGCAAGCAAUUAAGCUUUUGGUACGUUGGCUGUUGGGUAUGAAAAACAACCAGUCGAAAUCUGCGAAUUCCACCCUCCGGUUAUUGUCAGCCAUGCUUGUCAGUGAAGGAGACUUGACAGAACAGAAGCGAAUCAGUAAAUCAGACAUGUCUCGACUGCGAUUAGCUGCUGGUAGUGCAAUAAUGAAGCUUGCACAGGAGCCCUGUUACCAUGAAAUAAUUACCCCAGAGCAGUUCCAGCUCUGUGCACUUGUCAUUAAUGAUGAGUGCUACCAAGUGAGGCAGAUAUUUGCCCAGAAACUGCAUAAGGCACUUGUGAAAUUAUUACUCCCUUUGGAAUAUAUGGCAAUCUUUGCUUUGUGUGCCAAAGACCCUGUGAAAGAGAGAAGAGCGCAUGCCAGACAGUGCUUGCUCAAAAACAUCAGUAUACGACGAGAAUAUAUUAAGCAGAAUCCUAUGGCUAAUGAAAAAUUGCUAUCCUUGUUGCCUGAAUAUGUGGUACCGUAUAUGAUUCACUUACUGGCACAUGAUCCAGAUUUCACAAAACCUCAGGAUGUUGAUCAGCUUCGUGAUGUCAAAGAGUGCCUGUGGUUCAUGCUUGAAGUUUUAAUGACAAAGAAUGAGAACAAUAGUCAUGCCUUCAUGAAAAAAAUGGCAGAAAACAUCAAGCUUACUCGAGAUGCUCAGUCUCCUGAUGAGCCAAAGGCCAAUGAAAAACUUUAUACAGUAUGUGAUGUAGCACUGUGUGUAAUCAACAGCAAAAGUGCUUUGUGCAAUGCAGAUUCACCAAAGGACCCUGUAUUGCCAACCAAAUUCUUUACACAACCUGAAAAGGAUUUCUGCAAUGACAGGAAUUAUAUUUCAGAAGAGACAAGGGUUCUUCUUUUGACAGGAAAGCCAAAACCAACUGCUGUAUUAGGUACAGUAAACAAACCAUUAUCUGCAACUGGAAGGAGACCAUAUAUUAGAACUACAGGAUCAGAGACUGGAAGCAGUAUCAGUGUGAACUCUGAGCUGAGCUCUUCUGCAGGAAACAGAUCAAGGGAACAAAGCUCAGAUAUUUCAGAGACGGGGGUCAGUGAAAAUGAUGAAAAUCCUGUGAGGAUUAUUUCAGUCACACCAGCGAAGACAGAACCUGUGAAAAAGAAGGAGAUUAAUUCUGAUCAGGCUACACAAGGAAACAGCACUGAACGUGGAAAAAAAAGAACAGCCACGGCAUCUGGAACUGAGAAUAUUCAUCAAAAACCAGAAGAAAAAAAUGUAGAUGAAACAGGACCAUCACUCGCAGCAAAAACCAGGAGAGGGCGUCCAUCCAAACCUGAACCUCAGGGUACCACUGCAAAAAAUGAGGAAACAAAUAAACCACCUGUCAGGGGAAGGAAAAGGGCAGCAGUCAGUCAAGAAAGUCCAGGGAGUAUAGAGGCAGGUAAUGCUAAAGCACCAAAACAGCAAGACACAGCAAAAAAGCCAGCAGCAGCACAGAGGCAAAUUGAUCUACAAAGGUAAAAAGAAAACUCGCUCGAAAAGGGAGGAAGUGAAGGCCAAAUAAAGGCAUGCUCCAAGCUUCUGCAAAAACUAGGAUUCAGAAAUUUCCUGUACAGGAACUGAAAUUACUUCAAAACACACAGCUUUCAGCUCUGAAACCAGAAGGAAAAACUAUGCUUCCCUUUCACACGAAAUUAAUCCUUCUCGAUGGAAAUGUAAAGCAGAAACUCUUGAGAAAGAGGCUAAAAGCAUCUGUACUUAUUUCCCCAGAGACUUUUUUUAUGAAAAGUCAAUAAUUAAGCAAAUUGCUUAACACUUGGUUCCAGUUCCUGCAUUCUGGAGUUUAAAAGUGUAUUUACACCAUUAAUUUUCAUGCUGCAUUUUUUUUUUUUUUAAAAGAAAGUCAGAGAAGGUCCUUACACUGACAUUGAAAAUUCAUAAUCCUAGAGCCAGGUAUUCCCAUAUUUCACAGAAAAAGUAGAAGUCUACUGAAUGGGUUUUAAACAAGACUAGA
This is a messenger RNA of Chaetura pelagica (chimney swift), 4548 nucleotides long. RefSeq names its product PDS5, regulator of cohesion maintenance, homolog A (S. cerevisiae) (gene PDS5A). Bases 63 to 4055 code for a protein of 1330 amino acids. Lineage: Eukaryota; Metazoa; Chordata; Aves; Apodiformes; Apodidae. The transcript is spliced from 33 exons. Gene Ontology annotation, biological process: mitotic sister chromatid cohesion; DNA repair. The record is from RefSeq and is a predicted model, not a curated record. Gene Ontology annotation, cellular component: chromatin; nucleus.